Molecule: messenger RNA, 1569 nt
Organism: Hypoxylon trugodes
Lineage: Eukaryota; Fungi; Ascomycota; Sordariomycetes; Xylariales; Hypoxylaceae
Exons: 1
Coding region: 680-1207 (175 amino acids)
Source: RefSeq, a predicted model, not a curated record
GGUUGUCGCACGACAAAGAAAGUACAUCUCAUGAAUGUCAUAUCGACAUAGACGUUCCCGAACUUACCGGGUAUAAACAUCCCGAUCUAAUUGUGAAAUUCUAGUCGAACCUUAAGACCUUAAUCAUGUACUCAUACUUCUUCUCUUCCACCCUUGCAGAGCAAAGUCUAGAAAACUCCCCUUAGAUGGAAAGUCAAUCGGCUGUCUCGGGACAGCCAUAGCCUUCUGCUCUUCACCACUACAGCUUUCUCAAAUCAUCCACUUCUUUGUUGGACGAUCAACAAUACAUUGUACUUGUUUAAUCCACCAAAUAGAUCUCCGAGCCUCUAUGAACUACGCUGGGCGCAUAUUUGCGGAUCUCCUCCCAUGUAAAUGCACCCAAGAGCACAGCGUUGCAAGGUCGAUACCAUACGAUACUACACAACCCGCUGUAUUCUUAGAUGAAAUCACCACCCUUCGUCACCGUCCCGGUAUUACAGCAAAACUCCGCUCUCUAUGUCGCACUUAAUACUUUACAUUUCGUCAACAUCAACUGAGCAUCUAGCCGUCGCUCCUAAAUUUGUCAACCACGCCGCCUCGCCUACCUAGCGUAGACCAAUAUACUAUCUAUCUCUCCGACCUCUGAAUCCGAUCCUCCCCUCGAUUUUGUCAGGCGACAAGCGCCAACUACUAAUUAAAUAUGGAUUCCGACGAUACCGAUUCGGGCAACAUAUUCUCGACAUACCCUUUCUCGUGGGUGCUCGUCCCACUUAUCAUAUUUGUUGGCGCUGGAACAUUGCUCGUGUGCUACCGUUAUCGCCGACGGAGAAAGUUGCGCAUGCAAUAUGGUACCAGUGCUUUGGAGCGGGACAUAGAAGCUAUGGGUAAUCGGUCGGGGUCGAGGGCACCCAACGAGCGGCGGACGAGAGAACGACGAGGACUCGGGCUCGGGUUUGGCAGCAGAGAGGAAGGCUUAAACGAGCUUGGCGAAGCACCGCCUGCCUACACAGCAGCACAGAAGCAACCCGAUCACGCAGAGGAAGUAGAAUUAAGACCUAUAUCACAACCAUCCAACACUGUAGCGACGGAGGGUGUUGGAACUAGCAGACUACCGACAUAUGAAGACAUUCGACGGGACACAGAGGAGACCCGUUCAGCAACGCCUCCUUCGACGUUAAAUCCGCCGGCACUUCCUCCGAGGGCCGUUCUUAGCUCGAAUUCGAACUAAGCGACACAUUUUAUGUAUUGAAGAUAAUAGGUUUUGAUAGGAACAUAUAUCUUGUUAUGGCAAUGGAGUUUUGGGAUAGCAUAUGGAUAAACCUUGCAAGCAAUUUCUGAUGGAGCCGGUCACAAAUAGGGAUAUAUGUCGGACGGCGAUCCGACACAUUGGUAGGCUGGGUUAUAUAGAGUACUACUCACAUCGGUCGACAUGGAAUACCACGAAUCCACGUUCAUUCGUACGGUCCGGACUUUUGCAUUUGUAUUUGGCGUCAGGCAUAUCAAGAGCGUUCUGCAUUUACUCUUAAUGUAUACCAAUAUUUUCUGCUCAACUAAUCCUCACGCAAUGUGUGAUUUGGACAUGGGCAAUUA